CCCGCAUCCGCUGCCAUGGCCUGGACCAAGUACCAGCUGUUCCUGGCCGGGCUCAUGCUUGUCACUGGCUCCAUCAACACACUCUCGGCAAAGUGGGCAGACAUCUUUGUGGCCGAGGGCUGUGGAGGGAGCAAGGAACACAGCUUCCAGCAUCCCUUUCUCCAGGCAGUGGGCAUGUUCCUGGGGGAGUUCUCCUGCCUGGCUGCCUUCUACCUCCUCCGCUGCCGAGCCGAGGGGCACUCGGAUUCCAGCGUGAACCCCCAGCAGCCCUUCAACCCCCUGCUUUUCCUGCCCCCAGCCCUCUGUGACAUGACUGGAACCAGCAUCAUGUACGUGGCUCUGAACAUGACCAGUGCCUCCAGCUUCCAGAUGCUGCGCGGAGCGGUCAUCAUAUUCACGGGCCUGUUCUCAGUGGCCUUCCUGGGGCGGAGGCUGGUGCCGAGCCAGUGGCUGGGCAUCCUUGCUACCAUCGCGGGGCUGGUGGUCGUGGGCCUCGCUGACCUCUUGAGCAAGCACGACGAUCAGCACAAGCUCAGCGAAGUGAUCACAGGGGACCUGCUGAUCAUCAUGGCCCAAAUCAUCGUCGCCAUCCAGAUGGUGCUGGAGGAGAAGUUUGUCUACAAACACAACGUGCACCCACUGCGGGCAGUUGGCACUGAGGGACUGUUUGGCUUCGUGAUCCUCUCCCUGCUCCUGGUGCCCAUGUACUACAUUCCUGCCGGCUCCUUCAGCGGAAACCCUCGCGGGACACUGGAGGACGCGCUGGAUGCCUUCUGCCAGGUGGGCCGGCAGCCGCUUAUCGCCCUGGCACUGCUGGGCAACAUCAGCAGCAUCGCGUUCUUCAACUUUGCGGGCAUCAGUGUCACCAAGGAACUGAGCGCCACCACCCGCAUGGUGCUGGACAGCUUGCGUACCGUGGUCAUCUGGGCACUGAGCCUGGUGCUGGGGUGGGAGGCCUUCCACCCGCUACAGAUCCUUGGCUUCCUCAUCCUCUUGAUGGGCACUGCCCUGUACAAUGGACUGCACCGCCCGCUGCUGAGCCGCCUGUCCUGGAGCCACCCCCCAGCAGAGGAGAGCGAGCGUGAGAGACUGCUUGGUGACACCCGGACCCCCAUCAACCACACCAGCUGA
Messenger RNA from Trichechus manatus latirostris (Florida manatee), 1131 nucleotides. RefSeq names its product solute carrier family 35 member F6 (gene SLC35F6). The record is from RefSeq and is a predicted model, not a curated record. Gene Ontology annotation, cellular component: intracellular membrane-bounded organelle; membrane. NCBI's taxonomy places the organism in Eukaryota, Metazoa, Chordata, Mammalia, Sirenia, Trichechidae. Bases 16 to 1131 code for a protein of 371 amino acids. Gene Ontology annotation, molecular function: transmembrane transporter activity. The transcript has 6 exons. Gene Ontology annotation, biological process: transmembrane transport.